AAGCUGGACAAACUGCUAGAUCAACGGCUUACAAGUGCAUAUGAAAUGCAAUCUCCAGUGCCUGCAACCAACUUCUCAGCUUUCACCAUGAAACCAAACACUACCAACAUGACACAAGCUCUUUGUGAACUCCCUGCCAAUGAGGUUUUCAUAUUUGCGUAUUCACUCCUUUUUCUCGUCAGUCUGGUGCUGAACUGUAUCACGAUGCAGGUGUAUUUCUGCACCGAUCAGCAGGUUCAGUCCAGCGUCACAGUCUUCAUGAAGAACCUGGUUGUAGCCGAUUUCUUCCUUUGCCUUUGUUUACCUUUGCGCAUUGCUGCCUACGCCAAUAAUUCAGAGAUAAUGAGCAAUAUUUACUGCAGCUUUGGAACAACAGCAUUCUAUAUAAACAUGUAUGCAAGCAUUUUCUUCAUGGACUUUAUUGCUGCAAACAGGUACCUAAUGAUUGUCAGGCCAGUGGAGACUCAAGCUCUGCAGACGAUUCGUAUCGCCCACUACAUUUCUGCAGCAACUUGGCUGUGCUUCUUAGCCAUGGCCUCCAUCUACUUGACCCUGUUUCUCCAGAACUUCUGGGGUCAAAUGCCUGAUGCGUUUACAUGUGAAUCCCGCCACAGUUCCCAGCUCAGUGUGACUUACAAAGUCAUCCACUGUGUGACCUUUGUGGGAUUUGUUUUUGUCCUGGUAUCACUGAUUGUGCUAUACUGGAAGACUCAUCAAAAGCUUAGACAAGUUCAGAUUUCUUCACAGGUCAGUUUCAGAAGCCAAACAUUCAAAAGGUCUAAACACAACAUGCUAGUGCUAGUGGUCAUUUUCUGUGUGUGCUUUGUUCCCUAUCACCUGGUGAAACUACCUUACGUAUUCAUCAAACCCCUGCUGCGUGAUUGUACAGCAGCGCAACCAUUCUACAUCCUGACGGAGCUCACCAUCGUCCUUGCAGCACUAAACGCCUCCUUGGAUCCACUUAUGUACUUUUUCUUUUGCAAGACCUUCAGAGCCCAGUUUAACUUAACUACAAGGAGUCGGCAACCUGUCUGUGAAUGAGGACUAGAUGCUUUUUGUAUUAUUGUGCUUUGUGAUGUGCUUCUCUAUUGUUUUGUAAUUACCAAAAUAUAAGCACCUUUACUAAAAAAGAAAACUGGUCUAGAAGAAGUGAAUCUGCAAGAUGUCGUUUUACUCCUGAAAAGGAUGUGGAUAAAUUUGUGUCAAAUCAACCAAGUUUUAGAACACAUAAUGAUGAAAUCUAU
This is a messenger RNA of Labeo rohita (rohu), 1244 nucleotides long. Its product is annotated as P2Y purinoceptor 12-like. The transcript is spliced from 3 exons. The record is from RefSeq and is a predicted model, not a curated record. Gene Ontology annotation, biological process: G protein-coupled receptor signaling pathway. Gene Ontology annotation, cellular component: membrane. Gene Ontology annotation, molecular function: G protein-coupled purinergic nucleotide receptor activity. NCBI's taxonomy places the organism in Eukaryota, Metazoa, Chordata, Actinopteri, Cypriniformes, Cyprinidae. The coding region runs from base 46 to 1041 and encodes 331 amino acids.